AUAUAUUCCAAACACUUCCAAACAUUGACUAACAUGAUACAGUGACUGCAGAAUAGAAAUGUCUAAAUAUUCUUUUCUGCAACUACUACCAGGUGGCAAUAGAGUCGAUGCAUAAUAUUUUUUGUUUGGAAUUACAUCUAUAAAUUAAAUAAAUGGAAACGAUAUUAGAACAGCAACGACGUUACCAUGAAGAAAGGGAAAGGUUGAUGGAUGCAAUGGUUAAGGAAAUGCUUUAUAAAAAGCCAGGGCACAGGGAAAAUAUAAAUUCGGAACACAGGUUAAAAAUGUUACUCGAUCAGUAUAUGGACAGUACUUUACAUUUACAGGAUCUGUAUGAAGAUAAAGAUGGACAAAGGAAAGAAGAGGUACAAGCACUCUCCGGGCCAAAUGAAUUUUCAGAAUUUUAUUCUCGAUUGAAAUCCAUAAAAGAAUUUUAUCGACGACAUCCUAAUGAGAUAAGUAUUCCAAUGUCUGUGGAGUUUGAAGAAUUAGCUAAAAUGAGGGAAAAUCCUACAGAAGAACUUUCAAAUCUUGUUGAAUUUACAGAUGAAGAAGGUUAUGGAAAAUACCUUGAUCUACACGAAUGUUAUGAGAAAUAUAUUAAUCUCAAGGGGAUAGAGAAAAUAGAUUACAUCACAUAUUUGUCAACUUUUGACCAUUUAUUUGAUAUCCCAAGGGAAAGAAAAAAUGCUGAAUAUCAAAAAUAUGUUGAAUCUCUAUUAGAAUACUUGACUGAUUAUUUGAAUAGAGUUAGACCUUUGCUUGAUAUAAAUGGAGAAUUAGAGGAAGCAAAUAAAGAAUUUGAAACACAGUGGGAAAAUAGUACAUUUCCAGGAUGGCCAAAAGAAACUGGUAGUGCUUUAACACAUGUUGGAGCUCAUUUAGAACUUUCUGCUUUUUCUUCAUGGGAAGAACUUGCAUCCCUUGGUUUGGAUAGAUUAAAGUCAGCUUUAAUGGCUUUAGGUUUAAAGUGUGGCGGUACACUCGAGGAAAGAGCACAAAGACUUUUUAGUACAAAAGGAGAAGCAUCACUGGAUCCAAAUUUGUUGGCAAAAAAUAAUAGAAAUAGGAAAUCUGGAAAAGGAAGAAAUUCUGAAAAGCAAAAAGAAAUAGCUCGUUUCGAAGCUCAAGUGUACAGACUUGCAGAAUUGGUAUCUUCCCAAAGGGUGGCUACAAAAGAAAAUGUUCAAAGAAAGCAAGCCAGAACAGAAGGUGAGAGAGGAGAUUCUGAUGCAGAAGCUAGUGCUAGUGAAUCAGAAGAAGAAGAUGAUAAUGAAGUUCCUUACAACCCUAAAAAUCUUCCACUUGGUUGGGAUGGUAAACCUAUCCCAUAUUGGUUAUAUAAAUUGCAUGGUCUGAAUAUUAGUUAUAAUUGUGAAAUUUGUGGAAAUUUCACAUACAAAGGACCCAAAGCUUUCCAAAGACAUUUUGCUGAGUGGAGACACGCACAUGGUAUGCGUUGCCUUGGUAUUCCGAAUACUGCACACUUUGCUAAUGUGACACAAAUAGAAGAUGCUUUAGCUUUGUGGGAAAAGUUAAAAGCUCAGAAACAAGCAGAACGUUGGCAACCAGAACAAGAAGAAGAAUUUGAAGAUUCUCUUGGAAAUGUUGUUAAUCGUAAAACAUACGAGGACUUGAAGCGACAGGGCCUUUUAUAAAAUGCUCUAAAACUGGAUAAUUCUGUUAACAUUACAGUUAAUUAAUUGAUAGAAACAAUAAAUAUGGGUACAAAUUUAUAUUAUAAUAAUAAACGUGGAUCUUGGAAGGGUAGACUUUGCCCUGUAACCAACCCUUCACUGAAGUACCGACUGCCGUAUAGUAAGUUAUCUAGACUCACCUCGGGGUGCCUGAAACCCCUGCAAUCAUGUUUUCUGGAGAACAAAGGA
Osmia lignaria (orchard mason bee) is the source of this 1886-nucleotide messenger RNA. Lineage: Eukaryota; Metazoa; Arthropoda; Insecta; Hymenoptera; Megachilidae. The record is from RefSeq and is a predicted model, not a curated record.